Messenger RNA from Vanderwaltozyma polyspora DSM 70294, 1098 nucleotides. RefSeq names its product exosome non-catalytic core subunit RRP4 (gene RRP4). NCBI's taxonomy places the organism in Eukaryota, Fungi, Ascomycota, Saccharomycetes, Saccharomycetales, Saccharomycetaceae. Bases 1 to 1098 code for a protein of 365 amino acids. Gene Ontology annotation, cellular component: cytoplasmic exosome (RNase complex); nuclear exosome (RNase complex). Gene Ontology annotation, biological process: TRAMP-dependent tRNA surveillance pathway; U4 snRNA 3'-end processing; poly(A)-dependent snoRNA 3'-end processing. Gene Ontology annotation, molecular function: RNA binding. The record is from RefSeq and is a predicted model, not a curated record. The transcript has a single exon.
AUGUCAGAGGUUAUUAGUGUGGUGAAAAGAAGAGGUGGAUUUCAAUAUCCAUCCAUUGUUGAUGAAACUAAUGAUAUAGAUACUUCUGAUGAAGAUAUCGAAAUGGAAGAUGUUGAAAAACCAGCAGGUGAUAAGAAAACAGAUGCUGCCGAAGGUGAAAUUGUUACUCCUGGUGAAUUGGUUACUGAUGAUCCAAUUUGGAUGAGAGGUCAUGGUACCUAUUUCUUGGAUAAUAUGACUUAUUCUUCUGUUGCUGGUACCAUCUCUAGAGUUAAUAGAUUAUUGUCAGUUAUACCAUUAAGAGGUCGUUACUCACCAGAGACUGGUGAUCAUGUUAUCGGUAGAAUUACAGAAGUUGGGAACAAAAGAUGGAAAGUUGACAUCGAUGGUAAACAGAACGCUGUGUUAAUGUUGGGUUCUGUCAAUUUACCUGGUGGUAUAUUAAGAAGAAAAUCAGAAAGUGAUGAAUUACAAAUGAGAAGUUUCUUGAAAGAAGGCGAUUUAUUGAAUGCAGAGGUACAGUCUUUAUUCCAGGAUGGUAGUGCUUCUUUACAUACCAGAUCUUUAAAAUAUGGUAAAUUAAGAAACGGUUUGUUCUUACAAGUACCAAGUUCAUUAAUUAUCAGAUCUAAAAAUCAUACUCAUAAUCUUCCUGGUAAUGUAACUGUUUUAUUAGGUGUUAACGGUUACAUUUGGUUAAGGAAGACUUCACAAAUGGAUCAAGCCAGAGAUCUCCCACCAGGUGGUAGUACAGGUGGUUAUCCAUCAAAUUCUGGACCAACUGGUGCUAAAUCUUUAAACCCGUCAAGUAAUAUGUCAAUCACGAGAUUGGAAGAAGAGUCUUCAUGGCAAAUUUAUUCCGAUGAAAAUGAUCCUACAAUUACAAAUAGCAUAAGGCAAACAAUCUCUAGAUACGCCAACGUAAUAAGAGCUUUAGCUUAUUGUGAGAUAGGUAUAACUCAAGAACGUAUCGUUAGUGCGUAUGAAGCAAGUAUGGCAUAUCCAAAUAUUGGUUCGUUAAUAGAGAGAGAUGUUAUGGAAUCCAUUGGUAAUGAUGUUAUUAAUGGUGAAAAGAUGAGAGGUAACGGCGGUAAUUAA